UUCAAUUCAGUGUCGGUUUUCAGGUUUGGGGAAGAACAACUGUGCCGACAUGGACACGUUGAAUAAGAUUUGUGUGGUCCUCAUUCUAUCCAUUUUUGUUUGUGUCAUCACUGGAAGUCCAAUAGGUUCUUCAACCAUAAAUUGUGAAACGGUGACUCCUUCUAAAAAUAUAGGUGAAGUCAAUGAAGGAUAUUCAGGGGAUGUGGAGAGGAUAGAUGGUAUCGUGCCAGGAACCAGUGUGAAGUUAGUGGACUAUAUCUUUCUUCCCCACCUUGAGUUUCUGGAGCUGAGUUUCACACCUGGGGACAGCUUUGCAGUUGUUCGCACCAAGAAACCUCUAGAUGCAGAUGCUCCGAUGUCUAGUCCUACCACCCUGUAUUAUUCUGUCAUGUGUGAUGGUAAUAUUAAGUACAAUAACACUCGGACACUGAAAAUCAUAGAUCUCAAUGACAACGCGCCGAUAUUUGAAAAGAAACUGUACUCCAAAGAUGUCUCUGAGACACUUAAUCUGAAUGCUGAGGUUAUUCGAGUGACAGCUGUGGAUGCAGACGCCACCUCACAAAACAACAGAGUGACAUAUUCCAUUACACCAGCCACAGAAGACUUUGAAGUCACUGACUCAGGGGCGUUUAUGUUGAAAAGACGUUUGAACUACAACGCAGUCCAAAACUACCACUUUACUGUAACGGCCAAGGAUAACGGAGGAUUGAAUGACACAGCCUCAGUGGUGAUUAAUGUAGAGGACUUUGAUAACUUGAAUCCCUAUUUCAGCCACAAUCUGUACCAGGCCUUUAUUUCAGAGAACCAACUUGGAUUAUUCCAUACCAUUCAACCAGAGGCAAUAAAGGCACAAGAUGGAGAUAUUGGGAUCAACAUGACUUUGACUUAUACCAUCAGUGCUGUUUCUCCAGACAAAUAUCAAAGAAACUUCAACAUUGACCCCUCCAGUGGAGUUUUGUCUGUGAUUGCUGCCUUCGAUAGAGAGGAAAUGAACAGCAGCAUGAUCUCUAUCAGCAUCAAGGCAGCCCAAACAGACGACAGUAUGAAGACAACUGAGACAGUAGUGUCUGUCACUGUAGAGGAUAUUAAUGAUAAUGCUCCAGAGUUUGAUGAACCCAGCUACUCUGUGACACUUGUGGAAAACUCGCCUGUUGAUGCUGUUCUGUUCAAAGCUUCUGUCACUGAUCUCGACCAGGGAGGGUUUGUGGGAACAAUGAGGAUCAUCCCAGAGUCUGCUCCUUUCUCUAUCAGCUCUGAUGGGACAGUCAGAGUGAAAAACUCUACAGCUCUCGACCGAGAGACCACUGAAACAAUCACAUUUCAGGUAGAAGCAAGAGAGCAACAUGAACCCAACAAUGUUGCAACAGCACAAGUUACUGUGACUCUUCUGGAUGAAAACGACAACAUUCCUAAAUUCACCAGCGGCGUGUAUGAAGGAAAAGUGUUUGCAAAUCAAACAGAGGGAUUGUUGCUGGUCCAGGUUAGGGCAGAAGAUCCAGAUGUCGAUGCAAAUGGGCAGAUUACAUACUCUAUUGACUUUGGGAACAGUAAAGGAUACUUCACAAUCGAUGAAAACACCGGAGAAAUUACACUAGCUAAAACCAUUCCCCUGCAGGAAAACCAGAUUUUGGAGUUCCCUCUCUAUGUAACAGCAAAAGAUGGUGGCGUCAUACCUCACUCCUCCUCAGCACAAGUGAAUAUUUUUGCUCCUGGUGAUUCAAAACCUCAGUUUUUACAAAAAAUUUACCAUUUUACCAUAGAGGAGGAGCAGGAGCCAGGAGUUACAGUUCUUAAGGUUCACUUCCUCGCAAUACCUCCUCCUAUUCCAGAGUUUUUAGUUACAACAGAAGGUGACAAAUUCAAAAUCUCCAACAGUGGUGAAUUCACCACCAAGGUUAAGCUUGACCAUGACGAAGGCCCUCAAAACUACUCAGUAGAAAUUACCAUCACUGACGGAACAACCAGUGACAGCGCCGUGGUUGAGGUCCAAGUCACUGACAUCAAUGACAACAGUCCAGUUUUUGCCUCCAGCUCAGUCACCAAAUCUGUUCUGGAGGAUGCAGAGGUAGGAUUCAAUGUUACUGCAGUUCCAGCUACAGACAAAGACAGUGGCUUCAACAAGGAGAUCAGAUAUUCACUGAGAGGAGGAGAAGGGAGCUUUUCUAUUGAUCCUGUGUCUGGGAUGGUCAGUUUGGCCGGUGCACUUGACAGGGAGACCAAGGCAGAAUACAGCCUGCUGGUGGUGGCUGAAGAUCAGGGUCGUCCAGCCAGGUCAGCCACAGCCACUCUGACGGUACAAGUAUCUGACAUCAACGAUAACACACCAAAGUUCUCAGUGGCUGAGUAUCAGGUUGAAAUCUUAGAAACAGAGUCAGUGGGUGCAAGCUUGCUCACCUUAUCAGCUCUAGAUCCUGAUGAAAGUGUAAAUGGAAUAGUUACAUACAGCAUUUUCCAGCAAAGCCCUUCAUCAGACCCUGCUGUUUUUGAUUUGGAGUCAUCCACUGGGAUCCUGCGACUGGCCCAGCCUCUGGACUACAGUGAGGCAAAUAUGUAUACCCUAAAGGUUCAGGCCACUGAUGGGGGAACACCCUCUUUGAUUGGGAAUGGCUCAGUGGUGGUGAAGAUAAAGGACGUGAAUAAUAACCCACCUGAGUUCAGUAAGGAAAUCAAUCACAUACUCAUCUAUGAGAACCUGCCCGGUGGUGCAUCCAUCCUGGUGCUGGAAGUUACUGACAAGGAUGAGGGUGGAUUCUCCAAUGGCUACUUCCUUUACAACAAUGACACUUUUGAGAUCAAUAAGCAGGGAGUCGUCUCACUGAGAAGAGAUGUAGCCUUGGACAGAGAGACAAAAGACAGCUAUUUGUUACAGGUUGUCGCAGUGGAUCAGGUGACUGAUGGUCUGAGUUCCACGGCUCAGCUGAAUAUCACAAUCCUUGAUUACAAUGACAAUUCUCCACAAUUCCCAAGCAUUCCUGACCCACUGAUGAUCAUUGAAGGCGAUUACUCAGUGGAAAGCCCAGGAGAAAUUAUUACCAUCACACCCACAGACGCAGACCUUGGGCUAAAUGGAGAGGUCACCCUCUCCCUUAUCUCCCCCCACCCAGUCUUUAGAUUCAGCGAGGAUGGGACAUUGCUGGCUAUUGGUCCUUUGGAUCGGGAGAGCAGGGAAACAUAUGACCUGACUGUGACGGCUUUAGACAAAGGCAACCCUCCAAGAGAGAACUUCACCUCGAUCAGAGUGAGCCUAGCUGACCUGAACGACAACAACCCCGUUUUCAGUUCCAGCGACUACGUCAGCACCAUCCUGCUGAAAGACGCAGAGGAAGGAAAGCUUUUGCUCACGCUGUCUGCUACUGACCGAGACACCGGGAACAAUUCUCUCGUCACCUACAGUUUCUCUGGAGAAGGUUCUCCAUACUUGGACCUAAACACCCAGACUGGGAAUGUGACUUUGACCUCCAAAUUUGCUGAUUUAACAGAAGAUACCGCACUGGUGCUGACAGCUGUGGCCACAGACCACGGCCAGCCCCCUUUGAGCACCACAGCUCGUGUUGUGGUGAAUCUGCAUAUUUCCAGUCUGACUGAGACUGUGGCCUUCCUGAGCUCCUCCUAUAACUUCAGCCUGCCUGAGAACCAGGAAGCAGGGGUUUUGGUAGGCACGGUCACUGCCUCCUCAGGAAGCAACCUUUACAAUGUCACGUAUUCGCUGAAUACACACAAAGACCUGUUCUCCAUAAACCUCAGUGGAGAUAUCUUCACCAAAGCACAGCUCGACAAAGAACAGCAGGAAUGGUACUUCUUGGAAGUGGAGGUUGUGGACACACGGAAUCCACCUACAUCAGCAAUGACGACGGCUUCAGAUCCUGAUGUUGGAGAUGUGGGGCAGCUGGUCUACAGUUUGACAGCAGAAAGUCCUUAUUUUGACAUUAACCCAUCCUCAGGUCUGGUCUAUGUGAUCUCAGCAACAGAACUGGCUGGACAGACAGCUAAAAUGGAGGUGAAGGCCACUGAUCCCCACGAUCUUCAUGCUACCGCUGUAGUGGAGGUGAUGGUUCAGGCAAGUGCAAGCAGCUCCAACAUUGUGACCAUCUCACUUAAUCAGCCUGCUAACAUUGUGGAGAAGAAAGUUGAAGAUUUAUCGACGUCUUUGGGCAAAGUUCUGGGCUGGACUGUGAACAUCGUUCAGGUGUUCAGCGCUAACGAUGGAUCCACUGGCACCCGAAACCUGAGAGUUUCUGUGAGGACUUUGGUCCGUUUCUUUGCUGUAGAUGGAGGGGAGGUUGUUUCCUCUGAAGCAGUCAUAAAGAAACUGCAGAGCCAAUCAGAUGGUGUGAAUGCAGAGCUGUCUCAGUUGUUUGGGGAGGAGCUUCAUUUUGAUGUUGAGAUGGUGGACCCUCAAGGGUCCACCUCCAAUCAGGCGCUGGUCAUUGCUCUGGGCGUCCUGUCUCGGCUGAGCAUCCUGGGAUUGAUUAUUGCUGUUGCGUUUCUCAUCAG
Haplochromis burtoni (Burton's mouthbrooder) is the source of this 4494-nucleotide messenger RNA. Its product is annotated as protocadherin Fat 3. Gene Ontology annotation, cellular component: plasma membrane. Gene Ontology annotation, molecular function: calcium ion binding. Lineage: Eukaryota; Metazoa; Chordata; Actinopteri; Cichliformes; Cichlidae. The record is from RefSeq and is a predicted model, not a curated record. Gene Ontology annotation, biological process: homophilic cell-cell adhesion.